CAGCUGCUUUCCUCUUCACGCCAGAAGUCCCUAUCCCCUCCGAUGGCGCGAGGUCGCGAACAGGAAUAGCCUUGGUCUCUCCUCCAAUGGGGCAACGACUCACCGGCUGCCUCGCUUUAGAGCCCGAGAUCUAUCCAACCCACGAACGGGAUCCUGAUGCCCAUGGCGGCCUCGGUUCUUCUUGCCGCACCGGCUACCUCGCCCCCGCUGACGUGGCAGAGAUGGGCUCCUCUUCUUGCCCCGUCCAAGAAGCCCACCGCCAUUGCCGUCCCUAGGCACGCUGCGGCGCCGCGCAAGUCUGACGGUGGCGGCAAGAAGCAGCUCAACCUGUUCCAGCGCGCGCCGGCGGCCGCGCUUGACGCGUUCGAGGAGGGGUUCGUGGCCAACGUCCUCGAGCGGGCCCACGGGCAACCCAGCACAGCCAACCCGGCUGUGCAGAUCGCCGGCAACGUCGUGCCCAUCGGGGAGAGGCUGCCCGUGCGCAGGCUCCCCGUCUCCGGCCGCAUCCCGCCCUUCAUCAGCGGCAUCUACGCGCGCAACGACGUGAACCCCUGCUUCGACCCCGUCGCCGGGCACCACCUCUUCGACGGCUCUGCCUCAAAGUUGCAGCCUGCUACACUGGAGCUCUGUUCGGUCGCACCCCUCGGGCCCCAACCACGGCAGCAAAACCAUCCUCACCGGUCCCCUCCUCCUUCCCCUCCCGCAGUCCAGCAAGCAGCAGCAUGACCCUCUCCCCCGCGUCUCCAACUACCUUGGGCACCGCCAUCGCCCUCAACGGUGAACCCGCCCAACCAGGCAUGGCCGCCGGAUCAGGUGCGACCCGACCACCGGCUAAUCAGCUGCCCUUCCAAAUCUUUAUCUGAAUUCCUGUGUUCAUAUGUUGUAUGUUCUUGGGUGGAAUGAUAACCAUUU
Zea mays is the source of this 912-nucleotide messenger RNA. Its product is annotated as 9-cis-epoxycarotenoid dioxygenase 1, chloroplastic-like. NCBI's taxonomy places the organism in Eukaryota, Viridiplantae, Streptophyta, Magnoliopsida, Poales, Poaceae. The transcript has a single exon. The record is from RefSeq and is a predicted model, not a curated record. Bases 157 to 726 code for a protein of 189 amino acids.